GAUGUCCGCACUGUGAAUCUUCAGUACAUGAGUCGUCAACAUCUCAUUGUGCCACGUUGCAUUUCGACGGGGAAAUCAGCUAGAAUUGAAGUCAUCAAUUCCCCUGAAUCAGCCCAGCUUAUUCAGAAUCAGUAGGCUUGUUCGGAAAAGCCACUUAGCACAGAAUCGCGAAUUCUUGAUGCUGAGGAGCAAUAGCUACCUCAAAUAUUGACGGAGUCUGCAAUAUUUGCCAAAGUCAGCGAUAUAUGCAGCGUCGACUCUAAUCACCGAAAUACCGAGCUAGACGCUGAGGAGUGGAGAAUAUUUUCGUCUCUCUUGGACAUUUCCUUCAAAGUGAAAGUUCGCCUGGAGGGUCGCGAGCCAUCAAAACCUUAAACUGUUGACAACUGACGGAAUCUGUGGAGAUAGCACCGUCAGACUCUCAAGAGAUCCAGUCACCUGACUGAUCUGAAGAGACCAAUUCAUACAUCGCAAUCAUCACGUAACAUCAUACGCACACUUUCGUCUCAUAGGCAGAUAUUCGUUGAAGAAUGAAGAGAUUGUGGGCGAUCAUACCCGUUCUGAUCGUAACUAUUUACUCGCCGGCGGAGAGCAAGGUAUACCAGCAAUGCGAGGCCGUCAAGCAACUGGAGAAGGCUAAGAUCAGCAGAAGCCUCAUCAGCAAUUGGAUCUGCCUGAUGCAGAGCGAGAGCGGGAUGGACACGACGAAGGUGACUGGUCCAAAAGCGGCAUCCAGUUAUUCGUACGGCAUUUUGCAGAUCAAUAGCGCCAAGUGGUGCACCAGAGGACGUGUUGGCGGUGUCUGCAACAAACGCUGCGAGGACUUCCUGGAUGACGAAAUACAGGACGAUAUCACAUGCGCCAAGAUCAUCGUCGACCGGGAAGGAUUCAAGUCGUGGAACGGCUGGGUAAAGAAAUGCAAGGACAAGCCGUUGCCCAACAUUGGGGGCUGCAGACGAAAAAGAGCGUACUUAGAAUUCGUGGAGGCUUUUGAUCUAUCUUCCGAUCGCGAGUCUGAUGAAUUGACGGACAGCGAUAUUUGAUUUUUGACUCAGGAAUUUUAGCAUUCCCAGAACCUCGUACCUCGCGUAAGUUUUUUAUUAAUGUUUCUAAAAUUCUAAAAAUAUGCUAAUACUGUAUUUCUGUGAUAACAGCAACUGUAAUUUAACGCGCAAAACUCAAUGAUAACACAUUCCAAUUAUAUAUAUGUAAUUUAUAUAUGAUUUUCUCCUUCUAAUUGCAUAGGCAUGGCGACACAAGCAAUUCUAGAAAAGAUUUUAAUUACCAAAGAUUACUUGUGAUUAUUAUUGGUUAAAUAAGUAAUACGAUACUCACGGUAUUUCAAUUCAUUUACAAAAUGUGUUAUUAUAUAUGUUAUUUUUUAAUCGGUACUUUAAUUAUAUCAGUGACAGUACAUUGUAUUCAAUGAACGUAAUAUCUUGCACAAACGAAGCGCGCCGGAUUACUUUAAAAAUAUGAAUUUAUCGAUUGGAUUUAAGCCAGAUAUGACGCAACAAUCCAUUAUAGUUGAAUUCACGUUGCGUGACUUGGCAAGCGGCACCACGCGAAAUACAAUGUGAUUUAGAAAUUUCAACUUGGAAUCACAAAACCACGCGUGACGAGAUUUUCCUGAUGCCUUCCCGAUUUCAUCUCUUUUUACUCAUGCUGCGUGCACAAUAUCUGAGACAUCGGAUCGGUCUUCACGUUUAAUCCCACGCGUUGUACUCAUGGAACCCAAAACUCACGUGGGCAGACAUUUUGUGCAAUAGAAAAUAAAUGUCUCUGCAUUAGAAUAGAAAAAACAUGCCUUUAGAAAUUUCUCCGGAGGCAAAAAUGUGACAACGCAAUAACUUUGUGCCAUAAGAAUAAUUUAUAGCUGAAUAAUAUAAAAGAGAGAGUCUUAUCGCAGCGGCACAAACAUCUGAGAAAUGUUGUAAAAAUCUUUUAAUAUCCUAAUCUUCAAAUGUUUUCAGGUGAAUAAUAAAAUGCUUUGAAUAUAUCUUUGAGAAUGAAAGUUGUUUAUCAUUUUCUCUGUUAUUUGGAAGAAAACCGAAAUCUACUCGAUCUUAUGAUUUAACAUUGACUAUCUCGUUGAUCGUUAUAAGCCUUACAAUUGUUAAGAUGUUCUAAUAUUACAAUUAUAUUGUAUAUGAGAAAAAUAUAUAUAAAUUAUCAAGAAUAAAGUUAAGAAAAAU
Messenger RNA from Ooceraea biroi (clonal raider ant), 2195 nucleotides. RefSeq names its product lysozyme c-1. NCBI's taxonomy places the organism in Eukaryota, Metazoa, Arthropoda, Insecta, Hymenoptera, Formicidae. Gene Ontology annotation, molecular function: lysozyme activity. The record is from RefSeq and is a predicted model, not a curated record.